Sinocyclocheilus anshuiensis is the source of this 4648-nucleotide messenger RNA. Its product is annotated as MICAL-like protein 2. The transcript is spliced from 17 exons. The record is from RefSeq and is a predicted model, not a curated record. Lineage: Eukaryota; Metazoa; Chordata; Actinopteri; Cypriniformes; Cyprinidae. Gene Ontology annotation, molecular function: protein binding. The coding region runs from base 163 to 2604 and encodes 813 amino acids.
CUGAAGUGAAGAGCUCUGAGACGCUUUUUACGCUCUUUCUUUGGGAUUUCCCUCAGUGUCUCCACAGUCUUUUAUUUCCAAGCUCCGUUGUUUCGUCGAACAAACGACGUUUUUCUCUCUCUGUCAUUUAAUAGACUCUAUCUGCCGUGCGUUUUGGCGAGGAUGGCGGCGAUCAAGGCGCUUCAGCAGUGGUGUAAGGUUCAGUGCGAGGGAUACAGAGAUGUGACCAUCAGCAACAUGAGCACAUCUUUCAGAGACGGACUGGCCUUCUGCGCUCUCAUCCACAAGUUCAGACCGGACCUCAUAAACUUUGAGUCUCUCUCCAAAGACGAUGUGUAUUACAACAACCACUUGGCGUUCCUUGUGGCUGAAGAUCAUCUGGGAAUCCCAGCUCUUCUGGAUGCAGAGGACAUGGUGGCUUUGCCUGUCCCAGACAGACUCAGCAUCCUCACAUAUGUCUCACAAUACCAUAAUUACUUCCGCGGCCGCUCGCCAAUCGGGGGAGUAGGAGGUAUCAAACGGCAUGCUGAGGACUCAAAGGAGAUGCCAUCAGAGAAGAAGAAUCUGCCUGUGGUUGCCAAAAACCACAAUCUUAAAACAAACACAGAGAACCGUCCUCCUCAAACUGAAAUGCCAAAAAAUAUCAGAGACAACCGUCCUCCAUCUCUUAACAUCCAGAAAAGUGCUCCAGAGAAGCACAUUGUAGCUAUUUCAGCUCGGCAGACUGGCACAGACUGGCAGAAAUCUCCAGGGCCAAAAUGUGUGCAGGUGCCUGUCACUCCACUCAGAGUGAGAUCUCCACAGCCACACACAGAUGCUGAGAAGAAAGCUGUUUUGGUGGAGAAUUCAAAUAAAACCGGCACGUUGAACAGUGAAUGUGCGGUAUGUGGAAAUCAUGUACAUCUGGUCCAGAGACACCUGGAUGAUGGAAAACUCUACCACCGGAGCUGCUUUAAGUGUAGUGUAUGCUAUGGCACACUGAAAUCUGGGGCAUAUAAACUGGGAGCAGACGUUGGCUCACUGGUCUGCACCAUUCACCAACAUGGCCAAAAUGACUUCAAGCCUACUGUUAAGCCUUUUAAGAGCAGUGGCUUUACGCUUGCUGAUUUGGUACCCAAAUCUGACCGUGGAGAUCAGCCAUCUUCACAGCGCUACACCUCUGUAUUAUCUGCACCCAUCAAAGCUGUGCCCAGACCAGUGGAGCUCAGUCAUGCUCUGCAGUCGUGGACCGCAUCUGCUCAGAGGACUCAGGAAGCCAGGCAGAAGUUCUUCCAGUCCUGUGGUCCAGCAGCAGAGCAUCGGCCCACCACAAGACAGCAGUCAGGGCCCUCAGAGUCCUGCACCAAUCAGAACACGAGUCUGAAGAUGGAGGAGAAAGACAGAGCCAGUGCACUGACAAAUGGAAAACUAUUUGAAGGAAACACGAAUAACAACAAUGCGCUUAAUUCUGACCCAGGAGCACAGAGGCAGAUAAAAAUUAGAUUUACUUCUGCUGAAGUCUCUAGCUGGAAGCAGGAGUUACACGGACGAGAUGCAACAGGAAGUAGCUCAUAUCAGGCCACUUCAACCAGCUCUGCUAUCAGCAGUAGCGGCAUGAACACCAAAGUAUCCCUCUACCUCAGUGCCAUCAGCAAGGAGCGCAACAGACCUCCAUCGCUGCUGCUUUCUACUGCCAAAGGUGGUGUUCGCUCGCAGAUGACCUUUGCUUCCAAAGAUGCUCAGAGCUGCGAAGCCCCAACUGACUGGAGAUCAAAGCCAAAGGCAGCUCCAAAUGGACCAAGACUCAAAUCUCCUGAUAUUGCCAAGGAUGUCCUGUUGACUUGUGGAAAAAACAAAAGUGACCAUUGUUUGACAGCCCAAAAUGAUCCAGCCUCCACCAUAACGAACAGCUCUUGUUCUAAACGUGACUGUUCCUUGUCCUCAUGUAUCUUGUCCUCUCAGUCUUGUCACAAGCCUUCAUCUCCAAAACAACCUCGCCGUGGGUCGGCGACGUCAAGUUACGACAAUGGAAAUAUUUCAUCUAAAAAUGGCUUGCUGUGUGAAACAAGGUUGCCUACUAUAAAGCCUUGCUACAUCGCACCAGAUCAGAUCUCAAAAGAGUUGCAGGACAUUGAGAAUAAGCUGUACAAUCUGGAGAAUGAAGGGGUGGAGUUGGAGAGGAGACUUUGCAUUUAUGAAGAAGAGGGUCAUGGGGACCUGUUGUUGGAUCCCUUGAUGGUGGACUGGUUUAACCUGAUUCUGAAAAAACAAAGCCACAUACGGAGGGAGUCAGAGUUGAUGUACAUAGCAAGAACGCAAGAUCUGGAGGAGCAACAGCCUGGAGUAGAAGGAGAGCUCAGGAGAUUGAUCAGUAAACCAGAACAUUUCAAGACUCUGGAUGAGAAGAAGAGGGAAACUGAGCUGUUGAACAGACUGAUGAAGAUAGUGAAUGACAGGAACACUAUUGUUGAAGGGCUGGAGGAGGACAGGAUAAGGGAGGAGGAAGAAGAUCAAAAGUUGAAUGAGAUGAUGCAAAGACUGGGUCUUCAGAAGUAUAAAAACAAAUGCAAGCCAUCCUUCUCAAAGUUAUUUAGACGGAGAAGUAAAAAAGCCUCUAUGGGAUAGUGAAUUUGAGAGCUGCUGGAGUGAAGUAAUCCAGACGUUCUGCUGUAGCCUGUUGAAGUCCAGAUCUUUCCAGGUGACCUUAGAUGGUUUAAAACGAGGUGGGAUUAAUAUAACAAAUCUGUCAGGCAAUUAAGUGAGUUCGAGUUCUUGGAGCAAAAUAAUGUUCCGUUUAAACACUUUCCUUUUAUUCUUUUAUUUUCACUUAUUUGGUUAAGCUAAUACUAGUUCUAUUCAUUUGCUUUAAGUUAACAUAUUGGUCCUGUAUGCUUCUUUUGCCUUUACUUUAAAUGCGUGGGCUAGUUUGAAUUAUUAUUGUUCAAAAAACAUUUUUUAUUAUUUUCCUGUCGUCUUCCACCCCCUCACUUGUUCAGACAUAAACCGUAACUUAUAUUGGCAGAUAAACAAACAGAUGCCCAAGGCUGGCUGAAGCACGCUACUUGACUGUCAUCCAAGAAGCUGUGGAGCAUCUUAAUUUAACCCUAACUGCCUAAAAAGAAAAUGAUGAUAAUUGAACUGCUAAAUCUAGAGAUCUUGAAAGAUGCAGUGCAUGCAGUGACCUGAAGGGGCCACUAUGAGCUCACACAGGCAGAGUUUUCCAGUUUCUUAUUUUAUAUGCCUGAGAAUGCUAAAUCAAGCUGGAGAUCAGACAGCAGCUGAUCUUGUGUGCUGGAAAGGCAUGGAUUAUUGGUUUUAUUCUCUUUUUUUAAGUCCUAGUUCAAUUAAAAGUGUACCUCAUUUAAUUUACCUAAGAAAUAUAGUCUGUCCAAAGAUGUCUUUUACAUGGUGUUUAAAUAUGUCUGAAAAACCUACAGAAUGAAUGUUUUAAGUUUUAAAAGUUCUCUUGAGAGAUGCUUACAAAUGGAUGUGCUUAUUUAUUGUAUAUUAGACUUUUAAAAUGAGUCCCCAAUAAAUCUUAAUGAAGUUUCUUAUUGUACCCUAAACUAAUUCAGAGCUUUAUUUUAUUUUUAUGUAGGCUACAUCUGGCUUCAUGCUUACAUUCUCAAUUUCAGAUGUCUGCAUGUAAAUUGUGAAGCCCAAAAACCUAAAUGGGAAAAGCCCAUUUAUGCGGAAAUGGUCACAAUAACCAAAAUGCCCGGUUUAUUCCAGCCUUCCAGUCAGUUUACUUCUCGUUCUGAAUUAAAACGACACCACGCUCUCCGCCACAACCGUAAUUGUUGUCCCUAUCAUUGCUCAUGCUGUAAAACGUCCGUUUAUACAGCCAUCAUUUAAUAUGGGUUUUAGUAAAAUGCGUUAAGAUAAUUUACUCCCAUUUAAUAUCAUACCACUGCUUACAGGCCAUCCAUCCCCAAUUUAAGAUGCAUGAAAUUGUGAUCAUGAACUUGGAACACCGUCUCUCUCUAGCUGAGAGGAGCCGAGGAGGAUAUUGGUGCAGAACGCCACGCGUGAUGCAGGUGACAGUCGAGACUGAAUACGUGUGAUAUUCGAGUUAAUUAAAGCUUUGCGCCCCAUCUCCUGCAAAUGCUCGCACUCCUGCAAUUAAGAAUCAAAGGCGAGGGCUUAGUGUCAGGGGGUGUCUAAUACAUGGCUUUAACAGGAAUGGGACCUGAUUUGCCAAGCUUCUAGCGACAAGCAUUAACAACAGCCUCAAAUUAGGCGGACAUUAAUAUUCAUAAGUAAAACAAUUCGUCCUGUGAAUGGCUGAUGAAAUGAAAUUCUCCGAGGUGAGCGCUUGCGUCCACGCCGCCCGUGUCCAUCAAAAGAUGCCAUUACUGAUCAAGUGCUUAAUGUAUAUGAGCCGUCUGAUGAAAUUGAAGGGAUAAAGGAUGCUGGGGUUCGACUUGUUUGUCACCAGCCUGAUAUUUCAAAACCGGUCUGCCAGCUUAAAUGCACCCUCGCUAACCUCACGCAUGCGCGCGCUUGUCUCUCUUUCAGUGCAUAACUGAAUGGCAUUUACAUAUUUGCUUGAUCAAGGCCAGCUAAGCACAGGUCACUAACAGAAAAUGGAUUUGAAAAUGGAGUGUACUUAAGCGUUUUUUUGUGUGUUUUUGGUGGAAAGUGCGCUAAUGCGAUGCACAAGCUUUCA